Molecule: messenger RNA, 459 nt
Organism: Helianthus annuus (common sunflower)
Lineage: Eukaryota; Viridiplantae; Streptophyta; Magnoliopsida; Asterales; Asteraceae
Product: velvet complex subunit 2-like
Exons: 2
Coding region: 1-459 (152 amino acids)
Source: RefSeq, a predicted model, not a curated record
AUGAAGUCUGAAAGUGUUUCUCAACAAGAUGAGACUGUUCAAAAUGAAGAAGUUAAAAUUGUUGCUGAGGAGAUUAGUAAAGCUGAGAAAGUGACUGAAGUUGAAAAGGUUGUUGAAUCUGAAAAGAUUAUUGAACUACACGAUCUUACACAUUUUACACACAUCACCACCCACCAUCGCAAACCACCGCCACCCCGACCACUACCGCCACCCUCCGCCGACAACCACCACCAUCCUCUGCUUCCACCACCCGCUACCGUCGACCACCACCACCCACCGUCGUCAACGCCACAAUCGUCACCACCCUCCACCGACCACUACCACCAUCCUCCGCCGACCACCACCACCAUCCUCCGCCGCCACCACCCGCUACCGUCGACCACCACCAGUGACCACCAUCGCCACCACUCGCCACCGCAGACCACCGCCAACCCCGACCAUCGUCGUCGCCACCGCUAA